Molecule: messenger RNA, 3970 nt
Organism: Loxodonta africana (African savanna elephant)
Lineage: Eukaryota; Metazoa; Chordata; Mammalia; Proboscidea; Elephantidae
Gene: RFLNB
Product: refilin B
Exons: 3
Coding region: 56-724 (222 amino acids)
Biological process (GO): negative regulation of bone mineralization involved in bone maturation; actin filament bundle organization; skeletal system morphogenesis
Cellular component (GO): actin filament bundle
Molecular function (GO): filamin binding
Source: RefSeq, a predicted model, not a curated record
GCGUCGCUGGCCCGGGGCCCCGCGCCAGGUGCCCGGCCCCGGCACGCGCACAGCCAUGGUGGGCCGGCUGAGCCUGCAGGAUGUGCCGGAGCUUGUGGACACGAAGAAGAAGGGCGACGGCGUCCUAGACAGCCCGGACUCGGGGCUGCCCCCCAGCCCCAGCCAUUGGGGACUCGCGGCGGCCGGGGGCGGCGGCGGCGGCGGCGGCAGCGGCAGCGGCGGGGAGCGCACGCCCGCCCCUGGGGCGCUGGAACCCGACGCUGCGGCACCCCCCGCGGCCCAGAAUCCAGCCUCACUCCCCGCCCCUCUGGCCUCCGGUUGCUUGCCAAGGUUAUGCCCCCUGUCCUUUGGCGAAGGAGUUGAGUUUGACCCCUUACCACCGACGGAAGUAAGGUACACUUCCUCAGUCAAGUACGAUUCAGAGCGGCACUUCAUCAACGACGUCCACAUGCCCCUGGGCCUGGCAGUGGCCUCCUGCAGCCAGACAGUCACCUGCGUCCCCAAUUGUACGUGGCGCAACUACAGGGCUGAGGUGCGCUUUGAGCCCCGCCACAGGCCUGCACGCUUCCUCAGCACCACCAUCGUCUACCCCAAGUACCCCAAGACCGUCUAUACCACCACCCUGGGUUACAACUGUCGGAAGACACUGAGAAGGUUUCUGUCCAGCGUGGAGCUCGAAGCCCCCGAGUUUGUGGGCAGCGAAUGCCUCUCGGAUGAAUGCUGACUCGCGCGGGCUGGCUGGGUUGGACCAGCUCCUCCGCUGCCCUGGUCCCCAGACGGCCCUGGUCACGUUUGGCACUGCUGCGCCUAUGUGUCCCUCCAGGCCCAGAGGAGUCUGGUCUAGAGACACUGCUAAGCCCAGCCUGGGGGAGCACCAAGAUAUCCUUGCAUAUGGUUGUUAUUGAGGAAAUUUGUUUUUAAAUAUUUUUUAAUUGUUCUUAAGGGCAGUGUAUUUUCUGGUUUGCUGCUGCAUAUUUGCCCCCAAGCCUCAACUUGGUGAGAAAAUAAAAGGAAAUGAGAACAAAAGGAAAAUGGCAAAAAAAUGGCAAUGGGGGUCCCUGUGGAUGGCUUCCAUCUGUCCUGAAAGCAGAAUCAAUAGCUCUUCCCUCCAUUGGUCAGCUUGUCUGAGGAAGGGCGUGGAAGAAGUCUCUGGGAUGAUGGAAAAAUUGAGUUUGAAGAAAUUUCAGCCACGGGAGUCUUCACUACUAGAAAAGUAGUGCAAAUUCAGUAAGUUGUGACACCCAUAUGGGUUCAAUCUGUGGAGAGUUGAGUUCCAUGCCAGUUUUUACUUCCAUUUGCAUUUCCUGUCAACCAAAACUCUUGGAAUUCUCUAAAUUGUUUUCAUGAUAUCAAAACCCCCCAAACUGCAAUAUAAGAUGGUUGGGGGAAGAAAAAAAAGCAGAAAACGUUCAUUUUGUUCUUGCCUGCUUGAGGGACGUUAGGUUAACGGGCUGCUGAGUUCAGGAGCAGUGGCUUCUGUUCCGAUUCUUUCCACCGGUAGGUUCUGAAGCGAAGACUCUGGCAGAGCGCCUUGCCUCCUUGGCGUCUGGUGAACGUCUCCACGGGCUUGUGUAACUCCCCCGAUACGUACUUUAGGGUUUCCAAAUACUUUCCUAUUUUUCAUAAGGCAAAACGCAGCAAAGGGCCCUUCUGAGAGAUAACAGCAUUUUGAAAGAAUGCUUUGGAAAACACUUCUGGAGCUCCAUGAGGGCGGUUUCACUUGACGCCCAGCGGGAACCCACGGCCACACGUAAGACUCGAUGCCACUGGGAGGAGGUAGCUGUGGAUGUUUUUGGUGAUCUGGUUCACUGUGGUAGGUGUCACUCUCGGGGGAUGGGGGAUUGACUCACUGUAAGGACUUUGGUUGUGUCAAAAUUGCAGAGAAAUCCUGCCAGUGCCUUAGGUCUGAUCCAAAAAGCAAGGAAAUCACCGCUCAGGCUAAGCAAAGUUAAAUUCAGAAUAGGGAAUAAUGUCACAAUUCAAACUCCAAAACCUGGACACUGUAGUGAUGGUAUAAAUGUCUCUUUAAAUUUUCAUUUUAACAUAGUGAAAAUCACAGAGUUGGGUGCUAACCGAAGAUCUUCCCAAAGAAGCUCUGUGGAUUCAGCUGAACCGGCUGAGGAAGCAGGGACGGCCACUGGUUCAGUCAGCCCCUCUCAGGACCUCACACCGCCACCCCACCAUCCCCAGCACUUGCUUCUUCCUCCUGCCAAUCCCUGUGGCUUCUGACUAAAGAAAGUGGCAGGCGGCUUUUUUCUUCCAAGUAUUGGAAAGAAUAAACCAUGGAUAUUUCAAUUGGCUACAUCUAAAUUGACACAGUGGCUGCAACAAUGGGCUCAGACAUAGCAACCAUUAGGAGGAUGGCACAGGACCGGGCGGUGCUUCGUUCUGUUGUACAUAGGGUCACUGUGAGUCGGAACCGACUCGACAGCACCUUACAACAACACGUCUAAAUCAUGUCAGGUGAUCAAGGGUUUCCGAGCGCUGUGAACUCAGACUCCCGCCAUAAUGCUGGGUCCCUGUGGAUGGCUCCCAGCUGUCCUGAAAGCAGACUUGAUAGCUCUCUGGGCACCCUGGAGCCACAGCAGGGAUUUUUGUUACAGUCAAAGCAGGUGUGAUGAUAAUCACCCUCAUUUAAAGUCAUUGGAGGCCUGGAGAGCCGAAUUGUCUGGUGUCCUUUUCAGACGUAACUGUUCAGUCGUUGUGCUCCUAGCCGAUCGGGCACAUCUCGUUGGACAGGUGCCUACAGUCGGUGUAAUGGUCCCAAGUUUGCCAGGGUGAAGCCAGGAGGGCACUUGGGGACCCCAGAGUCUCCUCCAUCAGCCUACAGAGCAACAAACGCUUCCUGCCUUUGGAAGAGCAAAUGACAGCAUGUACUUCUAAAAAUUGAUUUUUCUAUCCAGCUUCAUAAUCUUGCCAUUAAGUGCUAAAUGUAAUUUUUAAAUUGUGUUAAGAGACUCCCCAAGGCUUUGCUCUGGCCAGAUGGAAGCACUUGAAUGAGUUCAGAACGUUAUUGAGGGCAGCCCAGCAGGAGUCCCUGGGGGGUGCAAAAGGUUAAGCACUUUGCAACUAACCAAAAGGCCGGCAGCUAGAAUCCAUCCAGAGGUGCCUUGGAAGAAAGGCCUGGCAAACUACUUCCAAAAAAUCAGCCAUGGAAAACCCUAUGGAGCACCGUUCUACACCGACACACAUGGGGUUGCCACGAGUCAGACUCGACGGCAACUUUUUUUUUUUUUUAUGGCUGGAGAGAGAAGUGUGGGAGAAUAUGCCUUUUAAUGCAGCCACAUUUUAAGAUGUCCUUAUGAUCAUUCUUUGGUUUAAGGAGGUCGUGUUAAGUUUGGGCACAUACUUCUAGGUGUGGAGAGAAUCUGAAACGUAUCAGUGAAGUAAGUGGAAGCGAGUGAUUGUAAAGGAACAGUAGGAAUGGAGGAGCAGGUUUUGCUAAGUUAUUCACUGGGGAACCAACUGUAGUUCUUUCUAACCUUUUUUUCCCUCCAAAUCUGCUUUGCUGAAAGUUGCCGAAAAGGAAGACAUAAUGAAACGCGUUCGUGUAGAUGUGGAUUGAGUGACAUAAAUCAAUAGGCUGUCCCUGUGCGUUCACGGUGACGUUUUAAAAUUCACUGGUUAAAAACCAACAUUCCUAAGUGUAUCUGGGAGAUACAGUUUAUGUGUUAAUUAAAAAGCUUUUUUUCUCAGUCUUUUAAAUUAUGUUUUUUCCUGUAAUAAGUGAUUUGUAUUUUUAAAAGUUACUUUCUUUUCAAAUCACAGAACUUUUUGUAAAAAACUUAAUUUGAAUGAGUAAAUUUUCCUUUGACAUUCUUCCUGUUCCCAGCCUUAGGAAAUCCCGACUGGUAUUUGACACAAACCAUUGUUUAGAUUUCUCUUUGACACCUGUCCUACAUCAUUUCGCUUUGUGACUUCUUCAUUUAACAAUAAAUUAUCUAAAAAUAAAACUUAAAGAUGUUUCUCA